UCGAUCGGAUAUUUAUGGGUGAAAAAGUUGUAUAAUUUGUGAAAUUGAGAGACGUCGCGUGACAAAGCGUGCUUUCUAAUCGUAUUAUUCGGGCGAUACAUCUAAUGCUUAAUGUAAAAAUACCGCGCUCCGUUGACCUUGUCUCGCAGAUACAUAGGUAUAGGUAAACACUGUCGUAACUUUGUUCGCAAGUGGUUGCGCAGUCGGAGGCCGCAACGUGUUAUUACGGAAACGGUUUCUGCCUUUCUUUAAUCGGAGACUGGCCUCGGUACUAAAUAAUACCGGCUCGGAAAUAAUGGCGCCGAAAAUGGCUCGGCCAAGACGGUCCAUUUGCGGCCUUUUUUCGCGGCUCCUGUUUUGCGCCAAAGGGGAUAAGUACGAGCCUAAUCUGGAGCUCGCUCUGGAGGAAAGAGUGGAGGAACUGCGACAUCGGCUGCGAAUCGAAGCAGCGGUCGUGGAGGGAGCCAAGAAUGUGAUUCGUCUUCUCCAAAGUGCCAAAGUUGCCGAUAAGAAGGCCUUAACCGAGAAUUUUAAUGGGAUGCGGAUUUUAAUGGAACGUUGCGGGGCGCGAUUCAGAUUGUGCCAGAAUAGAAGGAGAUUCGGAUUAUUAACCCUUUGAAUACGGAGCCAUAUCGACAUAUGGGCGAAAUUCGUCUGACCGUGCAG
Orussus abietinus is the source of this 666-nucleotide messenger RNA. RefSeq names its product serine/threonine-protein kinase N-like. NCBI's taxonomy places the organism in Eukaryota, Metazoa, Arthropoda, Insecta, Hymenoptera, Orussidae. The transcript is spliced from 3 exons. Gene Ontology annotation, biological process: signal transduction. Bases 296 to 619 code for a protein of 107 amino acids. The record is from RefSeq and is a predicted model, not a curated record.